GUUUUAAUUUUUGCAGAGUCAUUAAAUGGUCCAGAACGAUAUAAAUUGCGGCUAGGGAGGAACGAGGCCAACAUUCUACUAACAGCAUCAAUCCAGAGCAGAAAUGAAAUCGUUCGUUUGUGUAGUUCUUGUGGCCGCCCUGAUUGGAGUCAAUGCUCUAACAGAAGAGCAGCUCAAGAAAGCUGAUGGAUUUGCCUCCGAGUGCUUGGAAAAGUCCAACGGCCUGUCGAAGGAAACUGUGGGCAAACUGCGCAGCGGAGAUUUUGCCAAUGUUGAUCAGGAUUCAAAGUGCUUCGUCAAAUGUUUCCUGGAACGGGCUGGUUUCAUGAGCACCGAUGGAAAUCUGGUCGCUGAUUACGCAAUCGAACGAUUGUCUCUGGAUCGUGAGAAGAGUAAGGUGGAAGCGUUGGUCAUGAAGUGCAGCAUGCAAAUGGAUGAUCCGUGUGAAACUGCUUUCCGCGCUUUCGAGUGCUACUACAACGGAAAAGCUUCGUUGCUCUAGAUGUGAUAUUAGAAUAUAACUUGUAUGAUGAUUUUCGGAUGACUAAUAAAGUGAUAGUGAAAACAAACAUGAAUCUCUAGUGGCUUCAAGAAAAUAUGGUUUAAAUCUGUUAUAAGAAAACUGUUUGACAGUGUAUUUGUAAUUAUUUAAAUUGCAAAAUAAAAUGUGAAUCCA
Molecule: messenger RNA, 676 nt
Organism: Aedes aegypti (yellow fever mosquito)
Lineage: Eukaryota; Metazoa; Arthropoda; Insecta; Diptera; Culicidae
Product: general odorant-binding protein 56d
Exons: 2
Coding region: 104-502 (132 amino acids)
Biological process (GO): sensory perception of smell
Molecular function (GO): odorant binding
Source: RefSeq, a predicted model, not a curated record